Molecule: messenger RNA, 567 nt
Organism: Lichtheimia ornata
Lineage: Eukaryota; Fungi; Mucoromycota; Mucoromycetes; Mucorales; Lichtheimiaceae
Exons: 4
Coding region: 1-567 (188 amino acids)
Biological process (GO): mRNA splicing, via spliceosome
Cellular component (GO): nuclear speck
Molecular function (GO): RNA binding
Source: RefSeq, a predicted model, not a curated record
AUGAAAACAACUUUGUUUGUUGCAGGCUUUGAAUCCAGUACACGUGCUCGAGAUCUUGCAUACGAAUUCGAAAGAUAUGGCCGUUUGGUGCGUUGUGAUAUACCAGCACCCAAGAGUGCAUCAUCCAAGCCUUAUGCCUUUGUCGAAUUUGAAGAUGCACGUGAUGCUGAAGAUGCGUUUAAUGAAAUGCAUGGGCGUCGUAUAGAUGGACGUACCAUUAGUGUCCAGUGGGCUAGGAAUGCACCAAGUGCUCGUUGGCGUUUCGAUCCUCCAAAUCGUCGUUUACAUUCACAAAGUCCACCACCUCCACCUCCUGCUCGUUACAACAGUCGUCGAUCACGUAGUCCAUAUUAUCGUCGAUCACUUUCGCCAAGAGGUCGUUCUCCACCUCCACCUCCACCUCUUUAUCGUUAUCGAUCGCGUUCUCCAGUGCGUCGUGGUGAAUAUGGUCCUGAUGACAUUCCUCCUCCUCCUCCUCAUUAUCUUCAACAUCAUAACUCGAAUGCAUCACGUUCACCGCCACCCUACUCUUCAUCAAUGCCACGUCAAAGCUCAAGAUCCCCUUAA